Molecule: messenger RNA, 3801 nt
Organism: Debaryomyces hansenii CBS767
Lineage: Eukaryota; Fungi; Ascomycota; Pichiomycetes; Serinales; Debaryomycetaceae
Product: putative ubiquitin-specific protease
Exons: 1
Coding region: 1-3801 (1266 amino acids)
Biological process (GO): protein deubiquitination
Molecular function (GO): cysteine-type deubiquitinase activity
Source: RefSeq, a predicted model, not a curated record
AUGUCGGAGGAAGGAAAUAAGUCUCCCUCUAUGCGUGGUGAUUACACUUUUGGAGCCGAAGAAGAAGAAGAAGUGGAAAUCCAACAAAAAUUCGACGAAAGUGAUGCAAAUGAUUUGCAGCAAAGAAGGGAGGUAUUGAGCCAAUUAUUACAGACUACAAACGUACACGAAGGAGAUACAUUGUUUCUUGUAUCGCGAGACUAUGUUGAUGAUAUACUAAAUUUGCCAGCGGACACAUUUGAGGAAUUGAAGAAUAAUUUGGGACCUAUCAAUUGUAAGCUGCUAGUAGAUGGAGCCGGGUUCUUAUAUCCUGAUGAUGAAAAGUCAGACGCAAUUGCUACGCGUAGCAUUACACAGGAGGCAUUUCAGAAAUUGAUAGAAUGGUUUGGGAUCCACGGUGAACCCAUCGCGAGAGCAGCCAUGCUAAACCCUGCUACCGGUAAUAUAGAGGUUGAAAGAUUUCCACCAUAUUUUCACAUUCAUACGUUGUUGAAAGGAAAUUCUAAUAGAUCCUUUCACGGUCAGAUGCAUAAUGGUGUUUACUUGUCACGCACUAGAACAUUCAAUGAUUUGUUUGAUGCGAUUAGAGUAAUUAUGUUCAAAACUUCUGGUAAUCAAAAGCCUACGCCAUUUCGUAUUUGGUUUAUACCGGCAGAUAGUACUGAUAACUUACCAAGUUCGAUUUCCUUAUUUGCAUUUAUUAACGAUAUUCGUAAGAAACACUUACUUCGUCAAGACUUUUACAAUUAUUCGUUGAAAAGCCAAGGAAUAGUACUACCAAGCUACCAUAUUUUAGUAGAAUCAUUUGAUAAAUCUAGUAAGAGCUAUCCUGUGGACAAUUACUUUAAUUCUGUUGAUUUAUCCACUUUUGAAAUUGAAAAGAUGAUUGAGUCAGGUGGAAAUCUUGGUCUAGCAAAUCUAGGAAACACAUGCUAUAUGAACUCUGCCCUACAAUGUUUACUUCAUGUUCCUGAAAUAAAUUAUUAUUUCUUUUAUAAUAUUUUUGAGAAGGAGCUUAAUAAAACUAACCCUCUUGGUAAUAAAGGCCAGAUUGCUGUUGCCUUUGGUUCUUUGUUACAUAAACUAUUUGACAACUUGAAAAAUACGAACAGUUCUUUUGUAUCUCCUAGAGAAUUUAAGUUCACCAUUGGUCAUUAUUCGUCAAUGUUUCAUGGCUAUCAACAACAAGAUUCUCAAGAGUUUCUAAGCUGGUUAUUAGAUGCUCUCCACGAAGAUUUGAAUCGUAUUUACAAUAAGCCCUAUUGUGAAAAACCGGAAUUAAAAGACGAUGAAGUAAGUGAUCCAAGUGCCAUUGCCAGAUUAGCAGACACUUGCUGGCAGCAACAUAAGCAACGUAAUGACUCAGUAAUAGUUGAUUUAUUUACAGGUUUAUACCAGUCCACCUUAAUCUGCCCCGAUUGUUCCAAAACUUCAAUAACCUUCGAUCCGUUUAAUGAUCUAACAUUGCCAUUGCCAAUCAAUAAGAAAUGGUAUCAUACAUUUACAAUCAUUAAUUUAUCCACCGACUCGUUAAAUCUUGAGUCGCACAUAAUGAAAUUAGAGGUGGAGUUAGACAAGACCUCCAAUUUUGAUGAAUUAUUGAGAUAUCUCAGUACCUUUCUUAAGGUCCCGCAAAAGUAUUUAUUUUUGUUUGAAAUUUUUAAUAAUUUCUUUUACAAAGAUUUCCAGGCAAAAUAUAACAAAUUGAAGUUCUUCCCUACAAGCGAAAUUAUUUCAGAUAGUGAUGAUAUCCUCGUCUAUAUCAUACCCCACAAUCCUGAAACCGAUAUUAUUGUUCCCGUCAUUAAUACAGUGAGUGACCAAGAUAAGUCCUAUAACAUAUCGAAUCCUUUUGGAUUGCCGUUAUUUAUUGUAUUGGAUAAAAUAAAUGAUGUUAGAAGUUUCGGAAAUAUUAGAAAGAACCUUGAAAGUACGGUUAAAAUUUUAUCUAAUAUUGACAUUGAUGAUCAUUGUGAUGAAAUGAAGAAAUCUAAUAAGAAGUAUCAUUCAGCGAAGGACUUUCCAUUGUUAGAGAAGGGUCUGCAAGAGGAUGUCGAUAUGCUUGAGGAAGAUACUAACGAAAACAUUAAUGGUCCUUCACAAGAUGAAUACGAUUCAGAUAUUUCAUUAGGUAACCCUAACGUAGGAGCUGAUUAUGGGUUCAAUAUUAGGCAUUAUCGCGAAUCAAAACCUGUUACUCGUUCAUUGAACAAAUUCAAUUACAGUUCUGAUGAUCAGGAUGCUUCUUCGAAUGGUGUACUUAAUAUUCCAAACUUGAGACCAAAUUUCAAUAAUUUGCCGAGCUUAUCAGACGAGCUUCCACAAUUGAAGCAGAAAUAUUAUCAUUACCCUCGAUAUAUUGAAGAUUCAACUAAUGGAAAUGAACAGGAAGCCAGUUCUGACGAUAAAGAAAAGGUUGAUGAAGAUUAUGUUGUAGUAGAGAAUAAGUCUGAUAAUGAAAUUGAAGACAAUCUUGCGAAGGAUACUCCUCCGGAACUGCUGGACGAAGGUCUUGAUACGGAAAAUGAGAAUAAUGGGUCAGAAAAUAUCGGGCUGUUAUUUGAUUCUGUUAGCGAAUUACCUUCGCAGAAAAAUGCAUCUACGCAUUACUCUGAGCUGAAGACUGAUAAUCAUCCGGUUUUAGUUUACAAUAAUACCACUUUGGUUUGUGAAUGGGAUUAUGAUAUUUUCUCGAAACUUUUUGAAGAUCCAGCAGAUCAGAAAUGGAUAGAUUUGCCGUACAUUCCAAAUGAUCAGUUAGAAGCCAAUAAAAGGAAAUUAGAGCAACAACAGAAAUCGACUGUUUCAUUAUAUGAUUGUUUGCGGAGUUUUAGUACGCCAGAAAUUUUAGGUGAUCAGGAUUUGUGGUAUUGUCCAAAUUGUAAGGAUCAUAAACAAGCUACGAAGACAAUUCAAAUCUGGUCAACUGGUGAUUUAUUAACCAUACAUUUGAAGAGGUUCCAAAGUGCGAGAACUUUCAGUGACAAGAUUAAUAUGGUCGUCGAUUUCCCAGUCGAAGGAUUAGAUAUGUCAUCUUUUGUAUCUAAGGAAAAAGAUAAUUCGGAUUUAAUUUAUGAUUUAAUUGCUGUUGAUAAUCAUUAUGGUGGACUUGGAGGGGGACAUUAUACAGCUUCAGUCAAAAAUUUCAGGGAUAACAAAUGGUACUAUUUUAAUGAUGGAAGGGUUAGUGAAAUGAAUGAUCCUACCGAAUGUAUUACCGGUGCUGCUUAUUUGUUGUUUUACAGAAAGAGAAAGCCAGCUUCGGAAUUCUUAGGAGGCGAUCAACUACAAACAGUGAUCCAACAGGGAAGGGAUAAUUUUAACCAAAACUUGAAAUAUUUGAUGGAUAAUUUGAUUAAGACAAAAGAACAAGUUGACGACUUCAAUCAACAUGAUAUAGCUUUAAAGUCUCACGAAGAAUUGAAGUUCGCAGAAGAAAAUCAGGAUGAAAAAGAAGAAGACGAAGAAGAAGAAGAAGUAGAAAAUGUCGCAAAGACUUCGGAGUCUUUAAUAUCGCCCUGUAAUGGAACUAUUCUGUCAGCCAAGAAGUCCAGAUUACCAAUAAACGAAGAGACAUCUAGUGGUGAAUUUAAUGAGGGCGGUGAUAACUUCAAUCGAAGAAAACAAAGGUUGAUAUCUAAAAAUAAGAAUUAUAAUAAAUCAAUUAGUAUCAAACCGGAUAAUACAAUGGAAUAUUCUUCAUCAAAUAUAGCAUCGCCAUUAAGUUCAGGUUCGGAAGAUAACAUAGUCAGUGAUAAUAUUAGCUUGCCAAACUCUGAUGCAAAUUUGGAUGAUAAAUAA